Parathielavia appendiculata is the source of this 1626-nucleotide messenger RNA. Its product is annotated as Glucooligosaccharide oxidase. The record is from RefSeq and is a predicted model, not a curated record. Gene Ontology annotation, molecular function: FAD binding; oxidoreductase activity. Bases 1 to 1485 code for a protein of 494 amino acids. NCBI's taxonomy places the organism in Eukaryota, Fungi, Ascomycota, Sordariomycetes, Sordariales, Chaetomiaceae. The transcript has 3 exons.
AUGCGCGCCAUCCUGUUGUUCACCUUUGGGUUACUCACCCCUUACGUCCUGGGAAAGACCAUUGUGUCACGGGCUGAUAUCGAAACCUGUCUCACUUCGUUCGGCGUGCCCAUCGACAUCAAGGGCACGGCCGACUGGAAACGCGAUGCUGCGCCCUUUAACCUCCGCGUCCCGUACAUCCCAGUCGCCAUUUCGGUGCCCACUACCAUUGAGCAUAUACAAAAGUCAGUGAUAUGCGCCACGGCCCUUGGCAUUAAGGUAUCGGCCAAGUCUGGAGGACACAGCUAUGCGUCCUUUGGCCUCGGCGGAGAAGACGGUCACUUGGUCGUUGAGCUGGACCGCAUGUAUAAUGUCACCAUGGGUGAGGAUGACAUUGCUAUUGUUCAACCUGGGGUCAGACUGGGUCACCUCGCAACCGAGCUGGCUACGAAAUACGGUCGCGCCGUCGCUCACGGCACCUGUCCUGGAGUUGGUAUAUCUGGACACUUUCUCCAUGGCGGCUUUGGCUUCAGCUCCCACACACACGGCCUAGCACUGGACGCCGUAGUCGGUGCCACUGUCGUCCUCGCCGACGGCAGUAUCGUUGAAACCUCUGAGAGGCAGAACCCAGAUCUCUUCUGGGCUCUCCGGGGGGCUGGGUCCAACUUUGGCAUCGUUGCAAGCUGGCGGCUGAAAACUUUCAUGGCCCCUACCACUCUGAGCUGGUUUAGUGUCAGCCUGGGGUGGAACCACUCUACGGCAGUAGCGGGCCUUGAGGCCCUUGAGAACUAUGUCACGAAUGCCAUGCCUGGCGAGCUCAAUUUCCGUCUAUCGGAUCGUAGCCAAGGACGCCCCGGCAUGGAGGGACUGUAUUAUGGCACCGAGGCGCAGAUGCGCGCAGCCGUUAUUCCCCUUCUUGAGAAAGCUGCCCCUUUGGGAAUUAUCACUGCGUCCGGCACGGUCGACUGGCUUCAAGCAACGGUUCACUACAGCCAUUCUGACAAUGUUGAUCGGAUAACGCCUAGCACUCAAGAGACCUUCUUUGCCAAGAGUCUAACGCUCAAGGGCUUGCACGGAAAUCCGGCACAGAAUUUGGUCGACUACUGGUUCAACAAUGCCACCCAGAUGACGGAGCGCAACUGGUGGUUCCAGCUAGACAUACACGGCGGCAAAAACUCGGCUAUCACCCGAGUCUCUAAAGACCAGACAGCGUAUGCCCACCGCGACAAGCUGUAUAUCGUUCAGUUCUAUGACCGCGUCUCCCAGGGUGUCUAUCCACCCGAGGGUAUUCUGUUCCUCAAUGGUUGGGUCGACGCUGUCACGAGCACGCUGACGCCAGAUGAUUGGGGAAUGUACAUCAACUACGCCGACACCACUCUCGACCGCGAAACCGCACAGCGCGUCUACUACGGCAGCAACUUGCGUAGGCUGCAGGAGAUCAAGGCUAAGUAUGACCCGAUGGAGCUGUUCUAUUAUCCUCAGUCAAUCAAGCCUUUGCUUCUCUAAGAGAUAUCGCGAAUGAGAAUUGUUGGAGGAGACUGUUCAGCACGAUUAAUCAAGUGAGUCACACCCUAGAUCCCGAGGACUGUCCUAUUUUGACUUACUGUGACGGCAGUGGCGGCUGCUGUCAACAGUACAGAAGCUACC